This is a messenger RNA of Punica granatum (pomegranate), 1972 nucleotides long. Lineage: Eukaryota; Viridiplantae; Streptophyta; Magnoliopsida; Myrtales; Lythraceae. The record is from RefSeq and is a predicted model, not a curated record.
CAGUAGAAGGACCCCCUUCUCUCAUUCUACCUUCCUUCCUUCCUCCGACACCGACAGUGGAAAAGCAGAGGACUUGGGAGAGGGAACGAGGGAGGGUGGGGUUGACCCAGAGGAGAUUCUUCCAAUAUGGGAUUGGGAGAUGGGGAUGCGAAUGGGGUGAACGGGCUCGAUCUAGGGAUCAACAAGAACAGGUACAAGAGGAUGGAUUCCGAUUUUGCAGAGGAGGACGAGGCUGUAAUGUCGCACCAAGAUGGGGGGAUGAGGCAGCACAGUACCCGGAAGUACGUCUUCGCCUGCGCCAUCUUUGCCUCUCUCAAUUCCGUGCUCCUCGGCUAUGAUGUGGGUGUCAUGAGUGGAGCGAUUUUAUUUAUACAGGAGGAUCUGCACAUCACGGAGGUCCAACAGGAAAUCCUUGUUGGGAUCUUAAGCAUCAUCUCUAUCCUGGGCAGUUUAGCCGGUGGUAAAACCUCAGAUGCAGUCGGCCGAAAAUGGACCAUUGCCCUUGCUGCGAUUAUCUUCCAGGUUGGUGGCCUCAUAAUGUGCCUCGCCCCCUCUUUUUACAUCCUCAUGGUAGGGAGGUUACUUGCCGGAAUCGCGAUCGGGUUUGGCGUCAUGAUUGCUCCGGUUUAUAUUGCUGAGAUAUCGCCUACCGUUGCCCGAGGCUCGUUCACUUCCUUCCCCGAGAUAUUCAUAAACUUGGGAAUCCUUCUGGGAUACAUCUCUAACUAUACCUUCUCUGGACUCCCGACGCAUAUAAACUGGCGGGUGAUGCUGGGCGUCGGGAUCCUUCCCUCGGUCUUCAUUGCGUUUGCCCUUUGUGUGAUCCCUGAGUCUCCGAGGUGGUUGGUGAUGCAAAACAGAAUUGAAGAAGCAAGAUCGGUCCUUUUAAAGACAAUUGACUCGGAGAAAGAAGUAGAGGAGAGAUUAUCAGAGAUCCAACAGGCUGCAGGAACUGCUAAUGCAGAGAAAUACGAAGAGAAAGCUGUGUGGCGAGAAUUCUUAAACCCUUCACCAGGAGUUCGGAGAAUGCUGAUAACGGGCUGCGGGAUUCAGGUCUUCCAGCAGAUAACGGGAAUCGAUGCCUUGGUAUAUUACAGCCCCACGAUCUUCAAAGAUGCGGGGGUCAAGGGCAAUGCUCAGCUCUUGGCUGCAACAGUUGGUGUAGGGUUCACAAAGACUAUAUUCAUCUUGAUAGCUAUAUUUGUUAUCGAUCGCAUUGGCAGAAAGCCUUUGCUCUAUGUGAGUACAAUUGGGAUGACGACUUGCUUGCUUGGGUUGAGCAUUACUUUAGGUUUUCUUGGAAACAGGACAGCUGGGGUUGGGCUAGCAAUUCUAUUCGUUUGUGGGAACGUGGCCUUCUUCUCGAUCGGGCUUGGACCUAUUUGUUGGGUCUUGUCCUCAGAGAUCUUCCCGCUGAGGCUGCGGGCCCAAGCAUCAGGCCUCGGGUCAGUGGGAGGCCGGGUCAGUAGCGGUUUGGUUGCGAUGACAUUCCUCUCUCUUUCUCACACUAUUACUGUCGGGGGAACCUUCUUUCUCUUCGCAUUGAUAUCGGCUCUGGCAGUUCUUUUUGUGCACAAUUGUGUUCCCGAGACAAAAGGGAAGUCGUUGGAACAGAUCGAGUUGCUCUUCCAGGAUGAGAAUGAAUGGACAAAAGGCGGAGGUGAGGUGGAAUUGGGAGAUGCAGAGCGUUUGGUGCCGAAAGAAUAAUGGGUGACAGCAUCUGUUUACAGAUGGCACAUGUAUUUUACACAGGUUGAGUUUUGUACAGACCGCAAAUCCGAUUUACUGUGAGCCUUCUGCUCCUUUUAGACAUGGAUGUAGGAUUAAUGCCUCUACACGUAUUAGAUUUGUACCUGAAUUUUUAUGUUUGUACAAUAAAUCCCAGAGGAGAUUACCAAAUGAAGGAACAAACCUAGCUCUAGUGUUCUUGUCAAGUUUUCUUCAAGAUAUUGAGAAUGUCUGAUCUUUUAUC